This is a messenger RNA of Emiliania huxleyi CCMP1516, 1395 nucleotides long. RefSeq lists its product as hypothetical. Lineage: Eukaryota; Haptophyta; Isochrysidales; Noelaerhabdaceae. The transcript has 6 exons. The coding region runs from base 1 to 1395 and encodes 464 amino acids. The record is from RefSeq and is a predicted model, not a curated record.
AUGGCGCUAUGCGCUGGUCUGCUCGCCAAGGCUCGGGUUGACUCGGCCAGACAAAAACCCAAACGGGAGUACCUCGCCAGCUUGGAGCCGGAUCCUUUCGCGCUUGCUCGGACCGAGGUGGGGACGCUCUCGAACGCUCUGAAGCAAAUCGCCACGCCCGCUGCCGGCAUGGACGCCGCGGGUCGCGGCGGGCGGCACUCGGCGCACGACGUGGGCAUGCUCGAGGCGGAGCAGCAGAUGUGGGUCGCCAACCAGAAGCGCGACCUCCUUGAGCUGCGGCACCGGCAGAUCCUUGCGCGCGUCGACUGGCUCAACCAGCUCAACACGCAGGCGAUGCUGGUGGCCGGCUCGGCGGUCGCCUCGCUGGGCGGCGAAUCGCUCGAGACCAUUGACGACGAGCACGUCACCAAAACGCUCCUCGACACAAUCUUUGUCGCGUCGACGGCCGCGACGCUCUGCUUUUCGCUGUGGGUCAUCUUUAUCUCUUCGAAUCUGAUCAUGCUCUCGCAGAUGACCGCGCUCACCGGCACCUCGGCUGGCGACGUCAAGACCGCCGACGAGAUCCUCGAGCGGCGGAUCAACGAGGUGCGGUCGUACUACCUGCUCUCGCUCGUCAUGCUGCUCAUCAGCGCGCUGUCAAUGGUAUGGAUGAACUGCACGGGCUCGAACUCGACCAUCGCCACCGUCAUCUUCGUCACCGUCUCGCUCCACGCCGUGCACACCCUCCGCGACACCUCCGCCGAGUUCAAAGAGUCGACCACCUUUGAAGGCGACGACACCGUCCUGCAGUGCCUCAACUCCGCUGCGCGCCUCCUCCGCCCGCCCUGCUGCGCCAAGCUCGCCCCGCGCCGCUGGCGCCGCCUCGUCGACCGGGACGGCCGCUCCGCCCACUUCCAGCUCCCGGCCGACGCCGGGCGCGCCGCCGACGCCCAAAAGUCGCGCAGCCGCGGCUCAAACUCGUCGAGGGCGGCGCCCGAGGGGAGGUGGGCGGACGGGGAGGCGCGCGCGAGGGCCGCGGCGGCGCCAGCGCGGUACCAGGGCUGGGUCUUCAAGUCCAAGUGGUUCGUGCUGCGGGACACGGCCCUCGCUUGGUACAACACCGACGACGACCACACGCUGCAAGCGCCGCCCAAGGUCAUGCUGUCGAUGUCGGGCUACACGGUGCGAGAGACGGUGGAGCCGGGGCCGGCGAGGCGCUCCGCGCUGAUGCUGCUGCCGCGUGCCGUCCUCGCCCAGCCCACAGAGGCGCCAGAGCGGGCGGCGCUCGCGCCAAAGUCAUGGCUCGAACUGCUCACCGUCGCGAUCCACCGGGCGGACCAGCAGCAGGCCGCCGGCAUGGCGGGACCAUCUAGAGAAAGCUCCUUUGGCUCGGCGCGGGCGGGAGUGUGCGAGUAA